AUGGGUUCUUUUUAAGAGGAGUACGGAUACCUCUUUGAUAAAGAUUUUUAUAGCAUUUAGGAAUAUAUAUAGCAAUUUAAUGAGGGAAUUACUACAAUCAAUCCAGAUGAGAUUCAAAGUGAGAAGGAUUUAUUAGAAUAACUUACAUAUCAAGUAAAAAUGUAUGGCACCAAAAUAAUAGAAUUGUAUGACGUACUUGAUUAGUAUGCGCAAACUGAUAGAACAUAAUUAAUAGAUGACUAAUAGUAGCAUCAUUAGCACUAGUAAGCUUUAAAGAAAAUAUAAAACUUAGAAUUGGAGAAAGAAGCUUUAUUAGAAAGACUGAAAUCAGUGCAAAUGAAUAUGAAUACUUUUUCAGAUAAUUCCAUAGACAAAAUAUAUAUAAUGUCUAACUCUGAUCAUAAUUGGUCUGAUAUAAUAUAAGCAUUAGAAGAAGCUUUUAGAAAAGAGGAAAGCUAAGAAGAAGGAUUUGAACUUUUGCAGACUUUAGAUUAUAAAAUAAAUACUAGCAACAUUAAGCAAUUUUGUGAGUGGCUCGGAGCUUGUAAUAGGUAAAAAGACAACUACAUUGAAAGGUUAUAGGAAAAAUUGCCAAGGUUAUCGAAUGAGAAUACUAAUUUGUUGAGGUUCAUGUAACCGAAUGGAAGCUUUUUUUCAAUUGCGAGAGAUCUUUCAAAGAAUUUAGACCAGCUUCAAAAUUAAAUGCUUUAAUAACAAACAUAAUACACUAACAAGAUUGAAUAUUUAAAUCAGCAAAUAACUGAAUUAACAUAGGAUAUGAGUAUAAAUAAAAAGACAAAUGAUCCAGCUAAAAAGAACUCUAGAAAUUCAUCAUUAGAGAGAGGAAGCUUCAGCACAAAUUAUUCCCUCAAAGACACAAGCAAUACAAAUGUUAAUCUAAUAAUGGAAUUGCAAGAAUAAUUAAAAUUAGAAUAAUAAGAAAAAGAUAAAUAUUUAUAAGAUCUUCAGGAAAUUUAUGGUGAAUAUGAAAGCUUAAAAAAUAAAUAUGAAAAUCUUUAAGAUGCUUCAAAGCAAAAUUACUUGAAGGAGUAGCUAGAAGAGCUGAAAAACGAGUUAAGCAAAUUCAAAAACGAAAGUAGCUUCUGUAAUCUUCAAGAAUAAGAAAAAAUUAAAGAGUAACUUUCAGAAAAAGAAAAUCAGAUUGAAAUCCAAAGCUCAGAAAUUUCAGAAUUAAAAAAAAAAUUAAAUGAAUAGAUAUAUGAAAACAAGUAAAUAAGAGAGGAAGAAGAAAAAAAAUGGGAGAAGAAGCACAAUGAGAUGGUUGAAGACUACAAGAAAUAGUUAAGAGAAGAAAAGUAAAGAGAAUUAACUUUUAGAGAUUUAAAUAAACAAAUAGAAGAAGGAAUUAAAUAAAUGAAAUAAUAAUCUUUGCAAAUAGAAUAAUUAGAGCAAGAAAAAAUAGAGCUUGAGCAAAAGCUGGUAUAAAUUCAAAGUUCGUUUGAAGAAUCUUAAAAUUAAUAAAAGCAAGCAGAAAGUGUUAAAAUUUAGCUUGAGUCAGAAGUGAAGGAACUUUAAAAUAAGCUAAAGUAAUAAGAAUAAGAGCAAAUAUCAACUCAAUCAAAAUAAUCUUAGUUAGAUCAAUAGAUAUAGCUUUUAAAAGAUUCACUUAAUUAGUUCUAAAAACAGCACAAGACUUCUCUUUAAUAUGAAGAGAGCAUUAGAGAAUUAGAGAAAAAAGUGGCUGAUUUGAUUGAAGAAAAUAAUCAGCUUCAAGAUACGUUUACUAGAACUGUUGAAGAACUUGUUUAAAAAAAUUAAAUAAUUAGUAAUUUGCAAGAUGAAUUAUUCACAACAAAUGAAGAAAUGAAAGCUUACUAAUAAAAUUAACACCAAAUGUCAAAAUAAUUUGAUGAGCUAAUUGAUUUAAAAGAGUAGAAAUGGGUAGUUUUAGAAACUGAUAACUCAAACCUGAAAUAAUCUUUGAAGCUCUCAGAAUAAGAAUUGACUGAAUGCAAAUAACAAAUUCAAUAAAUGAAUGUGUAAUUUGAGAAAUUUAAAUAAUCCUACAUAGAAAAGAUCAGAAUGUUUGGGGAAAAUAUAGAUCAGAUAAAGGAACAAAAUGAAAAGUAAAUGUAACUCAAAGAAAAGGAGCUAUCUCAGCUUAAGCAGAAUAUUGCUAAUUAAGAAGAACUUAUUUAACAUUACGAGGAAGCUUUAAACAUUAAGGAAGAAAAAUUAGCCAAUUCAUAAUCUUAAAACUCAUCUAAUACUAGAAGAAUAUUGAGGACUUAAGACUUACAGACUUCUCUGAAUGAGUCUAGCUCAAGAUUCUCAUUUCAUAACACAGAAGAUUUAUUCAAUAAAUUGACGAAAUACAAAAAGUAGGUAAUAAAAUUAAAGGAGAAAUAAGCUGAGCUAGUGAAUGAACUAGAAAUAUCCAGAAAAAGUUUUUCUGAUUUGCUUUUAGCUUAAAAGGAACUCGAAUCAAAAUACAUCUAACUUCAAACUGAAUACACUAAAACAAAAAUAGUUACUCACUCAUCUUCAUCUAAAGAGGUUGAGUAAUUAAAAGAAGAAUUCAUAAAACUGUAAGAAAGGUACGAAUCAAUAUAAAAAGAAAAUUCAUCAUUACGUAAUGGCAUUUUCUGCAAAGACAACACUUUUAAAGAAUUAGAAAAGUUGAUGAGUGUAAAUGAAGAACUUCUUUCGGAAAUAGAAAAUUACAAGUCAAAGCUAAUAUAAAAAGAUGAAGAGAUCAUCAAAGAAAAAAUAUUGACAAAGCAGUAAAUACUUGCAGCACAUAAAAAAAUAGAUGAAUUAUAAAGAAAAGUACAAGAAAAUCAAGCUUAAGGAACCUCUAGAAGCACUUAUAGAAGCAGCUCAACCCAUAGAAGUCAUCUUUAGGAAAUCACAAAAGAAGUUCAAGAAAAUUAGAAAAAUAUUCUUUCAAAGUAAGAUUUGCAAACUCUAUUGACAUAAAAAAACUAAGAAAUCUCCAGACUGAACCAAAUAGUAAAAUCAAUAAGUGGAACUCACAUCCCCAAUAAUGACAACGUUAAUAUAAUGACUAAAAAAAAAUUUUGA
Messenger RNA from Tetrahymena thermophila SB210, 3045 nucleotides. RefSeq lists its product as hypothetical. The transcript is spliced from 10 exons. The record is from RefSeq and is a predicted model, not a curated record. NCBI's taxonomy places the organism in Eukaryota, Ciliophora, Oligohymenophorea, Hymenostomatida, Tetrahymenidae.